Molecule: messenger RNA, 981 nt
Organism: Aspergillus niger
Lineage: Eukaryota; Fungi; Ascomycota; Eurotiomycetes; Eurotiales; Aspergillaceae
Exons: 2
Coding region: 1-981 (326 amino acids)
Source: RefSeq, a predicted model, not a curated record
AUGCGCCUCUUUAGCAAAUUUCACGCGGUCUGCGCCUUGGCUGUGUGCAGCAUUCUCCUGUCAGCCUCCUUUCUUGCCUCUCAGCAUUAUUAUCGCCGGGUAGUCUUGACAAAAGAGCCCACGUCAGACUUCCACGCCACAGCAUCUUUCGACCGUCGCCUAGUCGUCUUUGGUGACUCGUGGAGCGAUAACAAUGCAGCCGAGCUUCAAGGAUCUGUAUGGACGGACUGGCUUUGUAACUCGUUCUCAUGUCACCAUGAAAACUUAGCAGAGACAGCCAAGUCUUUGAGAGGAAACUACAUUGGCUCUGUGGUGGACAACACGGAGCUGUCGGGCUCCUUACUCAACCUCUACAAGUCUCCAUUGGCGGAUCUGAAAGCUCAGGUCGCCAAUUGGAUUGCGGCGGAGACGGAAGCCACGAGAGAGAUGGAUGCGACUGCAAUUAGCAUGCGUCAGAAUGGCACCGUCGUGGUCGUCUCCUUUGGUGUAUGGGACUUGUGGAACGUAAUGGCCAAGACGUACGAGGAUGCAUCCCAUGCAGUCGAUCGCAAUAUCAAAGUCAUUAUGGAGGAGCUGAAUUUGCUGGCCGAGACAUGGGGCAGCAAUGACCUCAAGAUCAUCCUAACAUUAGCACCAGAUGUAACCUUCCUGCCGGCCUAUAGAGCGCAGGGGGCGCCGCAGAUUACCAAGCACAAAGAUGCCGUGAGGAUCGCAGACUAUUGGAACGGAGAGCUCCGCAAUAACGCCGAAGAUUGGUCAAACGGCACGAUCUAUUUGUUCGACACCAACUCGUUUCUGGCGGACCAGAUUCGCGACUGGCAACUUUUUGCUGCAGGGAUCGAGGAAGAGAAUGGAUUGGGGAGGAACGAGGAUCCCGGUUGGGAGAAUGUUGAAGACGCAUGCGUCCAAAGCAGCCAGCAGUGGAUGGUGACGUCAGGUGCGCAACAGUGCGACCGUCCGGAGAAAUUUCUGUUCUGGUAA